Messenger RNA from Diprion similis, 1245 nucleotides. Its product is annotated as group 3 secretory phospholipase A2-like. NCBI's taxonomy places the organism in Eukaryota, Metazoa, Arthropoda, Insecta, Hymenoptera, Diprionidae. Gene Ontology annotation, biological process: arachidonate secretion; phospholipid metabolic process. Bases 163 to 975 code for a protein of 270 amino acids. The record is from RefSeq and is a predicted model, not a curated record. The transcript has 4 exons.
AAACUUGUGAAACAAUUAAUUGCGCGUAACGAAUGUGUGUAAUUAUUAUAAGCACGACAAACCGCAUGGUUAUGGAUCACGAUCCUCUUCCCCCUUUGUGAUUCCUCCCGAAUAUCCCCUCCCUCAUCCCCCUCUCUUGAGUUGACUCGCCUACCUCCUCUUAUGAAUAAAAUUAUAAAUCCCCGAGCUUUUUUGUCGGGCAGAAUGGCUCGCGGUGUGAUCCUCGCCCUCCUCCUCGUCGCCCUCGCUAAUACGGAGCGCGUCUUAGCUCAGCAGGAAUAUUCGGCAACGUCUUCGCUCGGGGAUGAAGAUUACACGGACAACGCCAUAGACCUCGUGCCAACCUCGACCUCAUCCCUCGAGGAUUUUUUACUCACGAUCCGGAACCCUUUUCGGAUUUUCAACCGCCCCGAGGACCAGCUUGAUCGUAAUACCGAACGUUUCUUCCUCGGUUUGCCGUCGGGAAUACGUGAAGUAUUUUUUGCAGGUCGUGCCAUCGCUCAAAACGGAUUUGGCCAAGUCAUGAAUCAAUACGGGAAACGCAUUCAAGCGAUUUUUCCUGGAACUCGUUGGUGUGGCAGCGGAGACGUGGCUCGCAGUCCAAACGACAUCGGGAUCUUCAGCCUGACCGAUGCCUGCUGCAGGACUCACGAUGCUUGUCCGGAAUAUAUUCUCGCAGGGGGUAGCAGCAGGGGGUUGAAAAACAACGGAGUAUUUGCCAGAUCCCAUUGUUCGUGCGACGAAAUAUUUCACCAGUGUUUGCGAAACACCCGCACGCUGAUAGCGAAGAAAAUCGGUAUCACUUACUUCGACGUCCUUCAACCUCAGUGUUUCAAACUGGAAUAUCCGAUCAAGCGGUGUCUCCGGUACAUGAGUUUUCCGGGGACGAAGAGAUGCGUUCUGUACGAAUUCGACACUUCUGGCAACAAGACGUGGCAAUGGUUUGACAACGCCCAUUUUCUGGGAGCCUUUUAAUCGAAGACUUAAUUACAAAUAUGUGUCUCUUGAGGAAUUCAAAUUUUUUUUAAAACUAAAUUCUGACUCAGACUGAAUGGGCGAUUUUAUUUAUUGCUCGUCGUUUAAUGGCGUGAGGAUUUAUUAGCUGCGUAAAGAUCACACAUUUGUGCUGAAAUUUAUUAAACAUUAUAAGAUACUCAAUUUUCUUCAUGAAUUUAUUAAUUUAUAUUAACCGCUAGUCUUUCGUUCGAAAAUAAUACUCAUUUAUUUUAACUUGCCGAUUACCGC